CGACUUCUUGCUAGGGAGCGUUUGCGUCAAUCAUGGGUUGAGUUCAAUAUUUCUUCAGCUCGUAAUCAUGUCUUCAAGGGAUUGGUUCACCGGAGAAGUUGUGGUCAUCCCUUUUAGAGACUUUUAGCAGUGAAAACCAGUGGCAAUAAUCAGCAACAGUUUACAUGCGCGUCAAUUAUCAAAGGCUUGUGCUGAGCUCACUCUUCCAGCUGGUUCUAACAACAAGACAGACAUGUUUCCACCUCUGCCAUGGACUCCAGAAAUGAUAUCCACAUACUGCCAGAAAAAAUGGGGUGUGAUACCUCAACCUAACUGGGCACCCAUACAGUUAUGGGGGAAAGAUAUAUCUUCAUCUUCUAAUAUUAUUUUUUCCAAUGGUGACCUGGAUCCAUGGAGACCUGGUGGGGUGUUAGAAGAUGUCUCACCAACACUGGUGGCACUUCUGGUCAAAGGUGGAGCUCACCAUCUUGAUCUGAG
Pocillopora verrucosa is the source of this 477-nucleotide messenger RNA. Lineage: Eukaryota; Metazoa; Cnidaria; Anthozoa; Scleractinia; Pocilloporidae. The record is from RefSeq and is a predicted model, not a curated record.